CAGCUAUGCAAUUUGCUGUAGAGAUGGGCUUCAAAGAGGAGAGUCUUGCCACCAAUACCUCAAUCAAUGAAUGGAAGCAGUGGAAAGCAAACAACUGUCAACCUAAUUUUAGACAGAAUGUGCAACCAGACCCGACUAAAUCUUGUGGACCAUACCACCCAGACUAUGCAAGGUCACAUCCUGUUGAGCCACGCUACAACAGUGAGGUAGACAAGGGCAACCAUGACACCAUUGGAAUGCUUGUUAUAGAUAGAGAUGGCAACAUUGCAGGUGGUACUACAACUAACGGAGCUAACCAUAAGGUACCAGGUCGUGUUGGGGAUUCACCAAUUGUUGGCGCUGGUUGUUAUGUGGAUAAUGAUGUAGGUGGAGCAGUUGCCACGGGUGAUGGUGAUGUCAUGAUGAGAUUCCUUCCAAGCAGUAUCCGCAUCGCUGCAGUCAUGGAUGAUUGA
Patiria miniata (bat star) is the source of this 452-nucleotide messenger RNA. RefSeq names its product putative N(4)-(beta-N-acetylglucosaminyl)-L-asparaginase GM21137. The transcript is spliced from 5 exons. The coding region runs from base 6 to 452 and encodes 148 amino acids. Gene Ontology annotation, biological process: protein deglycosylation. Gene Ontology annotation, molecular function: N4-(beta-N-acetylglucosaminyl)-L-asparaginase activity. The record is from RefSeq and is a predicted model, not a curated record. Gene Ontology annotation, cellular component: lysosome. NCBI's taxonomy places the organism in Eukaryota, Metazoa, Echinodermata, Asteroidea, Valvatida, Asterinidae.